CUGAAAGUUUAAAAAAUGGAUAAACCAGGACUAGUUGGUCUUGCCGACCUUUAUUUGAAACAUUCGAUGGAUUUAAACCAUAACUCACAUUUGCCCGAAAAAAAACCCCAACACGAUCACAAUGCUGAAGACAACCCGGACUGCCACAAAAAGGCGAAUCGCAUAGAAGUGCUGUACAAAAAAAAGCUUGAAAAAAUGAAGAACGGGGAAUCGUGUGGUUUAAUCUGUGCCAAGAUCUUGUUUAUUCUCUUGGCCAUUGCCACAGUGAUAAACUCCCUGGCAGUCAUUAUAGUAGCAGCAUCAACAGCCUUCGCCACCAAGAUUUACAGCAGUGAUUUAUCAGGCCGACUGGUAGCCAUGAUCAUUCUCGCUGUGACUGCCGCCAUUGCCCUCUGCAUUGCAAUUUAUGCUAUUGUUGGAGUGUCUACCAAGAAAGUCAAGCCGUUAUAUGCGUCUGCAUUGGUGCUAUUUACCCUGGCCAUAAUUCAAGCAAUCUUAUCAGGGAUAUCGUUAAGGAUAUACCCAUCAGAUGAGGCGACAAUCUCAAGGUCGUUAGUAGAAUCAUUCAAGCUGGCCAGAGAGAACAAUCCACGACAUUUGAGGAUAUGGACGACGACUGAAAGUGACCUCAACUGCUGCGGCGUCUACAGCCCUGAGGACUACCGAACUCCUCGCAUGCCGAUCAUCUUCCCACCAGACGUGCCGAUAUCCUGCUGUCCCACUUACUCCCCCGACCGAUCCUCAUUGGUACAAGAGAGAGAGCGAGAGACCUGCAAGGCCAGGAAGGAAUACUUCGACAUAGGCUGCAAAAGUUUAGUCAUCGAAGUACUUAGAGAAUCAUCGACUAUAGUCCUCGGAGUCACUAUUCCGAUGAUUAUUUUCGAGGUUAUUUUGUCUAUAUUUAGCGGCUGUUUAUCCCGAGAGAAAAAACCAUCGAAGAAAAAAGCAAUGUGCCCGCCUUGUGCAGAAGACGGAGUCGCAAGUCCAAACCCUUCUUAAAGCA
This is a messenger RNA of Hyposmocoma kahamanoa, 1003 nucleotides long. RefSeq names its product 23 kDa integral membrane protein-like. The coding region runs from base 16 to 999 and encodes 327 amino acids. The record is from RefSeq and is a predicted model, not a curated record. The transcript has 6 exons. Lineage: Eukaryota; Metazoa; Arthropoda; Insecta; Lepidoptera; Cosmopterigidae. Gene Ontology annotation, cellular component: membrane.